CUAGCAGCAACUAAUGAUGACGACACCCUUGUAAAGCUACGGGACUACGCGAAUACAACGUGGCCGCUUCACAAGCAAGAAGUCCCGGAGCCACUUAGGUCGUAUUGGGCGUACCGGGACGAGAUACAUGCACAGGACGGCCUCGUGUUUCGAAGCAAUAAGGUAAUUGUACCGCAAUCAAAGAUAUGGGAAAUGAUGAGUCUUCUUCACGCGGCGCACGUGGGAGUAGAUAAGAUGAAGGCGAGAGCAAGGAACGUGAUGUUCUGGCCAAAUAUUUCCAGCAACAUUGAGCAGUUCUGUAAAGCCUGCAAAGUGUGCCAAAAGCAUCAGCCUCGACACCCUAAAAUGCCACUCCUGAGUCAUGAUGUGCCCUCACUACCAUGGGAAGUUGUCGGCAUGGACUUGUUCUCGUUUGAAGGCCACGAGUUCGCCCUUAUUGUCGACUUCUACUCCUUCUUCUUUGAAAUUCGAGAGUUUCGUACAACAACUGCAAGCUCUCUUAACACGUGGUGUUCUCAAAUUUUCUCGGUCCAUGGCUUGCCUAGGAAGUUGUGCACUGACAAUGGUCCGCCUUUUAACAGCAGAGAGUUUAAGGACUUUCUCAACACCUUGGCUGUUGAUCACAUCACCUCAAGCCCCUAUCAUCCCCGUUCCAAUGGCAUGACGGAGAGAGCGGUUCAGGAAGCAAAAAAGCUGUUAAAGAAGUGUUCCUUUAAAAUGCCUGUGUUUCAAAUGGCAUUGCUUGAAUGGCGCAAUACCCCACGUGAUGAUGUGCUCCAGUCCCCCGUGCAGAGGCUGAUGGGACGCCAGACUAGGACGCUUCUACCAGUACCUACCAGCCACUUGGAACCACGGACACUUCCCCCUGACGUGGUCCAGGGCCGCCUUCAAGAAAUACGCCAACGACAGAGGACCUACUACAACCGUGGCAGCAGGAACUUGCCGCCUGUGAUGCCAGGUCAGCAGGUCACAGUGUACGAUACAAACCAGCGGACCUGGUCUCCCGCAGUCUUUCUCCGACCAGCCGAUGAACACCGCUCAACGAUCGUCAAGACUGAAGACGGCCGGGAACUUCGGCGCACACGAGAGCACCUCCGCCUGGUAGACCCACAGCCGGAAGCAAGCCUCGUGCCCGAAGACGUAUCUACCACAGAGCCCCCUCAAGAACUACGCAGAAGCACAAGACUUCGACGCGAGCCCUGUCGGUACCCUCAGCAAGAGACACGGUGACCACGUCUUAAGUUCCCCUGUAAAAGGGAAGAUGUAGCAAGACUGAAUAUGUGCUACGUCACGCUUAUAUGUAUGCACUGCGCAUGACCCACUGCGGCACUACUUUGUAUAUAUAUCCCGUUCAUUCAUGCAAUAAAG
This is a messenger RNA of Dermacentor andersoni, 1368 nucleotides long. Lineage: Eukaryota; Metazoa; Arthropoda; Arachnida; Ixodida; Ixodidae. The record is from RefSeq and is a predicted model, not a curated record.